AUGACCCCUGGGGAAGCCCUACUGCUGCUUCUCAUGUCCGCCUGCUCCAGCUCCUGUGUCCGCAGGAGCGGCCACUUUGAGGUGUUCUAUUGGACCCACCUGUCCUACCUCCCAUGUCUGCACGGGCCCAACUUCUGGAAGUAGCUGCUGGUCCCUGGCAUCUUGUUCUUCCUGGAGAAGGCCGUUGGCCUGGCCGCAUCCCUCAUGGAGGCCCUGUGCAUCGUGGAAGAUCUCCUCCCUUCCAAGGUCACUCAUCUCGUCAUCAAGAAGCCCCCUCCUUUCCACUACAGGCCUGGCGACUACUUGUAACUGAACAUCCCCACCGUCGCGCACCACAAGUGGCACCCCUUCACCAUCAGCAGCGCUCCCGAGCAGAAAGACACCAUCUGGCUACACACCCGGUCCCAGGGCCAGUGGAUAAACAGGCUGUAUGAGUCCUUCAAGAAAUCAGACCCAGUGGGCUAUGGUUCCGAGAGGCUCUCAAGGAUUAUCACGUGCCGUAAACAGAAGAUAACUCUGAAAGUCUCCGAGGUGUCCUCUGAGAACCACCAGUUCUGUAACAUCAAGUGCUACAUCGAUGGCCCUUACAGGACCCCCAACCGCAGGAUCUUCGCCUCCGAGCAUGCUAUGCUCAUCGGGGCAGGCGUCGGCAUCACCCCCUUUGCUUCCAUCCUGCAGAGCAUCUUGUACAGGCACCGGAACAGAACGCACAUCUGCCCCCACUGCCAGCACUCCGGGAGGGAGGGUUGUGUGCAGGAUGCUGACGUGAAGCUCCACAAGGUGGACUCCAUCUGGAUCAACCGAGACUAGCGGUCUUUCGAGUGGUUUGUGAGUCUGACCAGAGUGGAGAUGGACCAGGCCGAGGAGACUCAGGAGGGCCGUUUCCUGGAGCUGCGCAUGUAUAUGACCUCCGUGCUGGGCAAGAAUGACAUGAAGGCCAUUGGUUUGCAGAUGGCCCUCGAUCUCCAGGCCAAGAAGGAGAAGAAGGAUUCCAUCACGGGCCUCCAGACUCGCAGCCAGCCUGGGCGGCCAGAUUGGAACGAGGUGUUCCAGAAGUUAGCCACUGAGAAGAAGGGCAAGGUGCAGGUCUUCUUCUGUGGCUUCCCAGCUCUGGCCAAGGUGCUCAAGGACCAUUGUAAGCAGUUCGGCUUCAAGUUUUUCCAAGGGAACUUCUAGCCCUGCCUCUCCAAGCUCUGCCCAAACCCGCACUGCCCGCCAGCCGGAUCGGAUUGCUACCAGGGCCCUGCAGAGACCAGCCUCAGACGACCCAGAAAAUCCUGCUCACCGUGCAGAACAGGAGGCCCUAGGGGACCGAUGGACUUCCUUCAGAGCCCAGGGAGAAGGGCAGGGCCUUGUGCGGUGCUGCUGUGAGUUCUGGGAUUGCUGUGGGACUGGUCAGACUGGGGACGGGGGAUGGAGAUGACAUG
This is a messenger RNA of Aethalodelphis obliquidens (Pacific white-sided dolphin), 1427 nucleotides long. RefSeq names its product NADPH oxidase 5 (gene NOX5). The record is from RefSeq and is a predicted model, not a curated record. Gene Ontology annotation, molecular function: superoxide-generating NAD(P)H oxidase activity. Gene Ontology annotation, biological process: superoxide anion generation; defense response. Gene Ontology annotation, cellular component: NADPH oxidase complex; plasma membrane. Lineage: Eukaryota; Metazoa; Chordata; Mammalia; Artiodactyla; Delphinidae.